AUGGUGCGCCCUAGUCGGACCAACCCGUCUACUGAAGGUGUAAACCUGCCGCCAACAUGCCUACUUUGUCAAAUGGUGAUCCCAUCUACUUAUGACACUGGAAUCGCGGACACUAAAGAGGAGGAUCAGUUGCUCAAAGAUCGGCAGCCGUGGAAAAGUUAUUGGAGGUCUAGCCAUAAACAUGUCAUGGUGCCCUCUGCGAGAGUCGAAGAGGCAGAUUUCGGUGAUUUACCUCGACUCUGGUCAUGUUUCUGCCGAGCUAUCAUCAAGGAGUCAGACACUAAAUAUCGUUUAACGGGUAUCAAUAUGGUACAACACAAAGCAAGCGAUCCAUACAACUUCCCAACUGACCCGAACGUCGCAAGAAUUGGAGGCAGAAGAAACGGGCGAUGUGAUCCUCAAAUAUUCACAUCGUGCAUGGCGGCGAGGCCAGGAAGACAGCCAGUCAAGUAUAAAGGGAAGCGACUCGGCUUUAUCAUACACGCUCAUUGCUGGGUACUUUUUGGUCGAACCAUCGAGACGCCACUGAUCGAGAUCAACCUCGAGAGGUUUAUCAAAGCUCUCCGAUCGCACUGGCGAAAGUCAAAAUUAAAGGAUCUAGUCGAUGACAAAUUUUACCUGACACCUGGCCCGAACCAAGUCUCACCGGAGCUUCAGCUCGGGUGUGAUAUUCAUCGGAAUCCAGUGAUCGUACCAGUUCUGCAAAAGGUCAUUACCGACGCACUCAACCGCGACGACUUUUCGACUCACCCCCAGGCCUGUUUUGAUAGGCUUCCGGCAGAACUUACUCAUUUGAUUUCGGAAUGGGUCUUACCCAUUGAGUAUACCUCGGAUGAUGUCCGAAACAUGCGGAAUAUGCUCCUCGCCUUCGGGUGGGAUUUACCAGGUUGGUUUUGGCGAAGGCGGUUAGCAGAAGAUCUCUUCUUCGAGCUGGAAGUUUUGAGGAAGUCUUGCUUUCCUCCUCCGGCUUGGAUGAAGUUACAGAUGAUGCGACUUGACGUGAUGUAUCUCACCUUCGAUCGAACGUGGUAUCCUCACAGUGGACUGGCAAACCGCAAGCGUAUUCUCGAGAGUAUAGUUGCGAUUAAGAAUGGCUUGGGAAUUGUUUGA
Penicillium subrubescens is the source of this 1110-nucleotide messenger RNA. RefSeq lists its product as uncharacterized. Lineage: Eukaryota; Fungi; Ascomycota; Eurotiomycetes; Eurotiales; Aspergillaceae. Bases 1 to 1110 code for a protein of 369 amino acids. The transcript has 2 exons. The record is from RefSeq and is a predicted model, not a curated record.